GUGUGGACGGGGCGCUGCUGGGUAGAAAUAUAUAACAUGGAUGAGCUGGACGAGGAAAACUUCACUCUGUUUGUAUCAUCCCCCAAGGAUGCUGAAUUUGAUUGUGUGGUGGGGCAUUUAGAAAACAUCAUCAUGGAUGACGAGUUUCAAGAGCUGCAGAGAAAUUUUAUGGAAAAAUAUUAUACAGAGUUUGAGGACACGGAAGAAAAUAAAUUGACCUACACAACAAUCUUUAAUGAAUAUAUUUGCUUGUUGGAGACAUUUUUUGAAGAGGAAUUGCUGAAGCGGAUUCCAACUUUUAAUAUGAGUGCUUUCAUCUCUUCAUUACAAUCUCAUCGUCAGGAAAUGACUGGGGACGUAUUUGAUAUAUUGCUCACUUUCACAGACUUUCUAGCGUUCAAAGAAAUGUUUCUUGACUACAAAGCUGAAAAGGAAGGAAGAGGUUUUGAUUUGGGCAGCGACUUUGUGGUGACACCUUUAUUCAAUUGUUGAACAGUUAUGUAUGUUCAGAUUUUGUACCAUUCUUCUACUCUCAUUCCUCAGUGUAUGCUGUCUCUUCUUGGGAGUGGACUCAUUUUAAAGGAAAUCUGUGCUGAGAGAAGUGUGAAGGCUUCCAUUACUUGUCAUUCUGAAAAUGCUAUUUGUCUGGCUGAUCUUGUGCUUUUAUAUUUCCUGAGUUAUGAGCUUCCUUGGCUGCAUGUAGGUUUCAGGACCAUGACGAGGAACAUACUUUUUAAAGUGUAGGUAUAGCCUAGUGUUUUAUUUACAUAU
Molecule: messenger RNA, 771 nt
Organism: Rana temporaria (common frog)
Lineage: Eukaryota; Metazoa; Chordata; Amphibia; Anura; Ranidae
Gene: ARL2BP
Product: ADP ribosylation factor like GTPase 2 binding protein
Exons: 7
Coding region: 37-492 (151 amino acids)
Biological process (GO): positive regulation of tyrosine phosphorylation of STAT protein; maintenance of protein location in nucleus
Cellular component (GO): mitochondrial intermembrane space
Source: RefSeq, a predicted model, not a curated record